Molecule: messenger RNA, 12325 nt
Organism: Loxodonta africana (African savanna elephant)
Lineage: Eukaryota; Metazoa; Chordata; Mammalia; Proboscidea; Elephantidae
Gene: STOM
Product: stomatin
Exons: 7
Coding region: 90-947 (285 amino acids)
Cellular component (GO): plasma membrane
Source: RefSeq, a predicted model, not a curated record
GUCUGUCGCCGCGCUGCUCCUGAAGGCAUUCCCCGAGACUCCAGCUUCAGCCGCGGCGGCGGGAGAGCGGCGACCCCAGCUGCAGCAGCAUGGCUGAGAAGCGGGACGCACCGGAUGCCCAAGCUCGCCGGCUCCCGGACUCCUUCAGAGCAGAUAGCCCCAGUACAGGCCUUGGACUUUGUGGAUGGCUUUUGGUGGCUGUUUCAUUCUUAUUCACGGUUGUCACUUUCCCAAUAUCCAUAUGGAUGUGCAUAAAGAUCAUAAAAGAAUAUGAAAGAGCCAUCAUUUUUAGAUUGGGUCGCAUUUUACAAGGAGGAGCCAAAGGACCUGGUUUGUUUUUUAUUCUGCCAUGCACUGAUAGCUUCAUCAAAGUGGACAUGAGAACUAUUUCAUUUGAUAUUCCUCCUCAAGAGAUCCUCACCAAGGAUUCAGUGACAGUCAGUGUGGAUGGCGUGGUCUAUUACCGUGUUCAGAAUGCAACCCUGGCUGUGGCGAAUAUCACUAAUGCCGACUCAGCAACCCGUCUUUUGGCACAAACUACUCUUAGGAAUGUUCUGGGCACCAAGAACCUUUCUCAGAUCCUCUCUGACAGAGAAGAAAUUGCACACAACAUGCAGUGUACUUUGGAUGACGCCACUGAUGACUGGGGAAUAAAGGUGGAACGUGUGGAAAUUAAGGACGUGAAACUCCCUGUGCAGCUCCAGAGAGCUAUGGCUGCAGAAGCAGAAGCAUCCCGGGAGGCCCGAGCCAAGGUCAUUGCUGCUGAGGGAGAAAUGAAUGCAUCCAGAGCUCUGAAAGAAGCCUCUAUGGUCAUCACUGAAUCUCCUGCAGCUCUCCAGCUCCGGUAUCUUCAGACACUGACCACCAUUGCCGCUGAGAAAAACUCAACGAUUGUCUUCCCUCUGCCUAUAGAUAUGUUGCAAGGCAUCGUGGCAGCAAGACACUGAGCCACAAGGCAGAGACGAGCUCUCUCCUGUAAAGGAUGAAGUAGGGGACCAAAUUAGCUUUUAACCCAUAAGGAGAGAGUAGGACAGGGAACUUGAAUUUUCUUCUUCCCUUUCCUUUUCCAUGUGUUGAGUUUAGUGUUCUUAGAAUGUAUAGUGAUCGUAAAAACAGACGAAAGAAUUUUUAACUGGUAUGAAUUUGAGAGAGAGAGAUAUUGGUGAUUUAUAUAAGACAUCUCUUGCUCUUUAAGAUAUUUAAAAGUUCUUAUUUUUAGAUCAUUAUGUGGUAGGUUAAAUCCCUCUUCUUUUGGCUUGCGUUGAGUCAUUCUGCACCCCAUGUCAGCAACCAGGACAAAGAGAAAAACAGAGGCAGUAACCACCACCUAUACUCCUAGCUGGAUAAAUGUGCUGCAGAGAGCAAUUGCCUUAUGCUACAACCAGCUUCUCUGGGCCAUAUGUGCCUUACUUCCAGGGAACCUUAAUUGAAGGAAAUGUCCUCAAUGUCUCUUUUCUUUUUGAGCCCAAACUAUGUUUCAAAAUAAGCCUCACUUGAGAGUAGGCAUUUUCUUGCCUGGACCUGUCAGCAUUAGAGGAAAUGGUUGAGACUUACAAAAAGCAUUACCCUAACCCUUCAAAGACCUUCAAAGCCACUAUUACAGAGGUCCUUUUUAAAAUAAUGUAUCUUUUUUUUUUUUUUUUUAACUGUUUUGAUCCUCCUUUUUAAGUAAAUGAUUCCUCUGUGGUCUGCCUUUCAAACCAGCGAAAUUCUUGUCCCAAAAGUGCUUAUUUCUGACUUUGCCUAUUUUCAUAUAUCAGGUUUUAAAUAGUUUUGAUUUUUUUUAAUAAAAUUUUCUCAAAUUUCUACAAGCAAUUGUUUGUAUAACCAUUUGAAUAGUUCAAGAACUAAUAUGCUUUUUAAUAUCUUCAUAAAACCAUAUAUUUUACUGUCUGCAUGCUGUUAACUAUUGUACAUUGUGAAAUAUGUUGGUUACCAAUUCAUUCAUUAAGUAAUAUAAGGAAUUCACAAUAUAUUAAACAGAUGAUAUCGAAUUAGCUUGAGUAGAUGCUGUGAAACUUAGGAUAUAUAUAUAGUUUUUUUUUUUAAUCCCAAUCUGUUCGCAGGUAACAGGUAGAAAAAGAUAGUAAGUCUUUUUUCUAUCAUGUAUUUUGAUGCUGAAAGAGGGAAAAGUGGUCAACUUCUCUCGAUUGCAAUUUCUUAGUCUGUUGUAUUAGGGAGCACCUUCUAUUUCGCAAAUAACUGUAAUCUAAGCAACCUGGCAUUCUUCCUACUGGUCCGGAGGGCUGGCUGGUGGUGACAUCUGUAACACUUCUUCUUUGAGGCUCUGUGUUAUCCCGUAGAAAUCUAAGAAUAGUGGCUUCCUUACCCAGAGCCACCCUUCCCAUCUGUCCUUAGCUGAAUCACUCUCUGUCAAUCCUAGACUAUGAGGGUCCCAUCCCCUGCACCCCAUUCAUAAGCUUGUUUUAGAAAGCAUGAGCCACUCUCUCUUCAUGUAUCCAGAUCCCUACCUGAGUUUAUUGAAGGUAUAUGGAGCAUUUUGACUUAGAACUCAAGUUGCAUUUCUAUUUUGAAUUUUAAGUGAUGGUUUUCUUGUUUUGCGAGGUACCUUGCCUUGACUACUGAGGACACAACCCCAUAUCCUGGUUGAAAAAUCUCUUCUGAGACAUAGAGUAACAAUGCUUUUGGUUCCUUGAGUUUCUGUAUCUCCAGAUACCAAACCACCUUUGCCUUCUUGCCUUGUGAAUCCAUAACCCAAUAGGUUGGCAUUAAAUUGCUUGGGAGGAAGGAAGCAUAGAAUGAGCUCUAGGAUGAGAGUGUUAAUGUAAGAGUCUUUUUCUAAGUGGCCUCCCUUUCCAGUGACAUACAUAAAAUAAUAAAGUACAUACCUUUACUAAUUUUCUUUGGGUAAGAACCUGUUCCUGCCUGCGUUUAGUGUGUGUGGAUUUCAUUUUUCAGAGUGGCGCAUCAUAUCCUCCAUUCCUGGGCUGGCUGCCUUGGCUCCUUCAUGUGCUUUCAGUAGCCAGAGGAAGGGAAGAGGCUGCAGUUGCCCAUCUGACAUCUCCCAUGUCCAAGCUCCCUCUGGUGCACCUGCCCAUGCAUUUUCCCAGGGGAGCUUGAGAUCCAUAUACCUCCUGAAGUCUUGGCUGGCUUCUUUUCCUUUUGUCUUCCUCCAGACAGGAGAGUAACCCACUUCUUGCUGUCACUCAGCUGGUAACAUAGGCAUACCCCCUACUCUGUCAUACAGGGUCGCAAUGAGUUGGAAUCAUCUCGAUGGCACAUAACAAUCCUCUACUUUUAAGUAGAGAAAUCAAUGAUAUAAAACCAACAGGUGUUACCUGCAACAUUCCACCUUUGAAGAACCGUCCAGAAUUAAUGGCUACCAUUUAUGGGGUACCUAGCCUUAUGCUCAAGCACUGUACAUACAUUCAAUCAUUUUAUCCUCAGAACAGCUUGAUGAGAUAGAUACUUUUAUCAUCCCCACAUUACAGAUGAGGACAUCAAGACUCAAAGGUUAAAACUUGCUCAGGGUCACAUGGUUGGUAAAGAGCAGAGCGGGGAUUCGAAUCCAGAUCUGUCUGAUGCCAAAGAUUUUUAGGUGUCUAAAUAGAUCUUUGCUUGUACACUGGCAGCCACCAAUGCCUCCAUACACAGACCACCACCAAUCAUUUUAUACGUAGAUAACAACUUUUUCAAACUAUCAAAGUUCAUUUGACUAGUGGAACUUUGUAUUCAGCCCAAGCAGACCCUUAACUUUCAUUUUGAGCCAUCUGCUCUAGGCCAAAGUUCAAUACAAAUGAAAGGAAUAGAUGGGGUAUUUGUAACCACAACGUUAGCCUGAGUAGAAGGAAACCAGAGUUCCAAGGAUCUUCAACUUUACAUUGCCCUUUAAAAUAUAUUACCCACCGUGAUAAUAACGCCAAGCCUUGCUAGCCCAAGGUCAUUCAGCUAGUAAAUUGUGAACCCAAUACCCAUCUUACUAGUGGUUUUCAAACCUUUUUUUUAGCAGCAGACUCCUUUUUUUCAAAUGAAACUGUACACUGGUCUUUUACCAGUAUAAAUUCUUAAGUUGAAAUGUAUGACAUUUACUUAAUGUAAAGUUAGUCAAUGAGAACAAUAAGGCUGUUCUGAAAAAAAAAAGUUUUUAUUGGAGUUUUAAAAGAUGAUUGCAGUCUUGAUGCUCUGCAUUCAUUUAAUUUCUCCAUUUUGUUUCUAAGUGUGUGAUUUUUAUUACGACUUUAAAAAUGGAAUUUUAAUCAAAUAUUUGUAAAAUCACUGAAACAUCACGUAGAAUUCUACCGAUCACAAUUUGAAAAUCAUUGCUACUAAAUGCUUUUCCCUCCUGCUAUACCAUUGAACUUGUAAUGUGACCUCAGAUAAGUCAUAUCCCCUUUCUGACCCUCAUUUUCCUGACCUGUAAAAUGAGGUUGUACUCCACUGCUUGGGUCUCAGACCUUUAGAGAAUGUGUUGGAAGCUAAGGAGUUUUGUCUUUGAAAACUGCACAUAGUAGUGUGCACACACAUAUUUUCAAACAAUUUUAAAGGGUACACUGACCCCAUCACAAAGCCUAUCCAAAAACUUAAGAACCACUGAACUGGGUAAUCUAAGAUUUUUUUCUAACUUCAAAGUGGAAACUUCAAGGUAGGAACUAAGGAGAAGGCAAAAGGAACCACAAUACUGAGUGCCAAGAACUGCACAAGGUACUUGAAACACCUUUCAUUUGCAUUCAUAAUCCCAAUUGUUUGUGUUGACCAGGCCAUGGUAAAAUCCCUGGAUUUUUUAAGGGCAAUUAAUGAUGGUCUCUUACUGUGAUUCAGAUAAUAUCUAUAGCAGCUGGAGCUCAGAAGAGGUUGGGAUUUGCCUAAAGGAUCCACCUUGCUAAUAGAAUACCACCAUUUUCAAUCCACCCUGUAGCCAGAAGAGUCUGAUGAGAAAGGAGAUUGAAAACACUGACAAAGCUGAGGCUUUAGAAAUCUCUAAAAACUUAGUAGCCUUGUGGCAGUUGGGAAUCUCCCCUAAAAGAUUCUGGUAAGAAUUGGCUAGAAAUUCUGCCUUCUGAAAAUCAUUAGAUGCCACAAGUCUGUAAGUAACCAUUACUCUUAAUAAUUGUUUUCAGCAUAGUGGCCAAAAAAGUCUCCAACAAAAUGGCUGACUACCCAGCAUCCAUUUACCCCUUUCUCCUUCCUGGAGCCAAGGCUUUCUUGAGUACCCUCCCCCCGACCCCCUUACAAUGCGUACCUCAGAGAAAAAGAGUUUAACCCUCAACUUCUGGGAUGAGCCUAAUUAGCCUAUGGAUAAUUCCAUCCCCUAGCCCAUGAUUCAAGGACCCUGGGUGGCAUGAUGGUUAAGCACUCAGUCGGCAAUUUGAACCCACCGCUGGCUCUGAGGGAGAAAGACUUGGUGUUCUGUUCCCAUAAAGACUGCAACCUAGGAAACCCUAUGGGGCAGUUCUUCUCUGUCCUAUAGAGUCACUAUCAUUGGAAUCAACUAGAUACACACAACAGCCCAUUCAUGAUUCAUUCAGGAAUAGUCAUGUCACCCAAUAUGGGCUCUUGAGGCCUGAGGAGAGGUUUUCCAUGGACUUUGGGGGCAUGUCCUUCUCCCUUUUCUGGAAAACUUCUAGAAGCAAUACUUUGUUUUCCUUUGGGCAAUGCCAUGCAUUGGUUGAGAGCCAGAAAGCCUACAGCUAUUUCACUACCAGAUUGGUGAAGGCAUAGCCAAGAGAAUCAACCAAAGAAACUCAGAGCCAUUGGGUGUAGUCAAUCAUGGAGUCUUUCUAAACCCUGGACUAUUAUUUAUAAAAGCAUAUAAAAAGUGCUUAUGGGUUAAUUUGGUUUGAGUUGGUUUUUCAUUGCUUACAGCCAAAAGCAUCCUAUCUCAUCUACAGUACAGUGGGUCUUUACCUCCAGGGAUGGAGAAUAGCUUCUACUGUGGCUAUGAGUCGGAAUCUACUCUAUGGCAAUGGGUUUUGGGGUUUAUGUGCUCAAAAAAAAAAAAAAAAAAACUCAAACACAUUGCUGUUGAGUCGAUUCCAACUCAUAGUGACCCUGUAGAACCGCCCCAUAGGGUUUCCAAGGUUGUAAAUCUUUAUGGAAGCAGGCUGCCACAUCUUUCUCCCACAGAGUGGCUGGUGGGUUUGAACCACCGAUCUUUUGGUUAGCAGUUGAGUGCUUAACCCACCAGGGCUCCUCUGUUAUGUACUAGGCUCUUUAAAUUGAUUCGAAAAAAAAAAAAUUUUUUUUAACCAUUUUUGUGCACUACUAUGAAAAUUUUUUUUUUUAUGAGCCAGAUAUUGUGCUAAUAAGCAUUUUACCCACAUUAUCUCCUUCAUUCUCAUAAAAAUUCUAAAUGGGUCACAACUGUUCUUACUUCCAUUUGCAGCUAAGAAAGUCGCAAAGAGCUGAAGAGAGAUCACACUUCUAAAAAGUGGCAGAGUUAGAAUUUGAACCCAGGUCUGAUGCCAAAGCCCUGCCUUUUUUUUUUUUUUAGAGCAGUUAUAGGUUUACAGAAAAAUUGUGCAAAAAAUAUGGCGUUCCCAUCUUCCAUCUGCACACUUUCUGAUAUUACUAACAUCUUCGCAUUCAUAUGGUACAUUUGUUACAAUUGAUGAACCAAUACGGAUACUUCAUUAUUAACUGAAGUCCAUAGUUUACAUGCGAGCCCUGGUAGCGUAGUGGUUAAGAGCUUAGGCUGCUAACCAAAAGGUAGGCAGUUUAAAUCCACCAGCUGCUUCUUGGAAACCCUAUGGGGCAGUUCUACUCUGUCCUAUAUGGUCGCUAUGAGUUGGACUCGACGGCAACAGGUUAGAUUCUGCAUUUUUUAUAGUUUACAUUAGGGUUCAUCCUCUGUGCUGUACGAUCCUACGGGUUUUCACAAAUGCAUAGCGUCAUGUGUCCACCAUUACAAUACCGUACAAAUAUCAUACAGAAUAGUUUUGCUGCCCCCAAAAUGCCCUGUCCUCCACCUACUCGUGCCCUGCCCCACCCCCUGAACUCCUGGCAACCACUGAUCUUUUUACUGUCUCUGUAGUUUUGCCUUUUCCAGAAUGUCACCUAGUUGACAUCACACAGUAUGUAGCAUUUUUAGACUGGCUUCUUUCACUAAGCAACACGCAUUUAAGAUUCUUCCAUGUCUGUUUGUAACUCAAUAGCUCUUUUCCUUUGAUCACCGAGUCAUACUCCGUGGUAUGAAUGUACCACAGUUUGUUUACCCAUUCACCUAUGGAUGGACAUCUUGGUUCCUUCCAAUUCGGCGGAAUUAGAAAUACAGCUGCAAAGCCCUGCUUUUAACCAUUAUAUUUUGCCACCUUCUGCUGGGCACUAUAUUAAUACAGUAGAAACUGAGGCUUAGAUCUUUUUAAAAGUUUUAUAAUCUCUAGUGCCUUGCCCACUGCUUGGCACAAAGUGAGUGCACAAUGAAUACCUGUUGAACUGAACAGAAUUUUCCAGGAUUGGACACAGGGUCCAAGCUGAGGCCAAUCUCUUUCCAAGAGAUGUCCCUUUGGCACCUGUCCUGGCAUUUUAUAAGGACUUGUCCAUUCUAGGAGAUGAUGAAGUUCAAGGUUUCCCUAAAAUUGUUAGGAAAAGAAAAUAUGUGGUUAAAGUGAUGCUCUUCCUGAGUUGCUUUUUUUGCCUUUUAGAGAAAAAUAUGGAGUCAGCAACUGAGUUGCUCCCUGCAAUUUCAUUUUUCAGGACACUGCAGAGCACUCUCCGGGGCCACAGCCACACCCUUUCAUACCAGUGUAAAUUGAAGUGAAGAACUCAUGGGCAGGUCUACUUGCAAUCUGACCUCCCACAGGCUUCAAGGAUUUGUCUAGACAAGACUCCACCUGCCUUUAGCAAGGCCCUAGAAGCUCUGGGUUGUAAAUUCUGCUUCUGUUUCAGAACUUAGCAUUUCUCAAGUUGAUUGCUUUGACUAUGGAAGCAAUCUGAUGAGGUCCAGAAGACCAAAUGUUACAGGACCAAACCUAACCCCUUAGCAUGGCACUAGACCCUUCAGCUUCAUUGCCACCCUCUGCUCCUGCCACACUGGGCUAAUGUCAGUUUCUGUGCACUCUUCUUCCUCACAGCUCCCUGCCUUCUGACUUGCUGCUCCCUCUGCCAAGAAUGACUCCCCUCCCCGCCCCACUGUUCACCUGGAAAAUUCUUUCUCCAUCAUGCCUAGGAUGAGUCAGAAUCUGUGGAGGCAGGGCCUCUGGGGAACCUGUACUUUUAAAGAGCUCCCUGGGUAAUUCGGGUGAUCAGCAGCUUUGGAAACAACGAGGUAAACACACACACACACACCCUUCCCUCCACAUAAACCCUCCCAGCUGGCUUCUGUUCUCCUACAGUUGUUUGCAUGAGAGCUUUCGCUCCAUGGCUUGGGUGGGGUUAAGGGGUGGUGGCAUGGAGCAAGGGGGAGAAACCAGGUGAGAAGAGACCAGAAGGAUGGAGGGAAGGGAAUGGGGUCUGACUCCUAGCAAGUUCUUUGGAAUGGUCUAGAGCUUCUGUGGAGAAAGGUUGAGAAGCAGAAAUUGAUGGAAAUGUCCAAGAGGGACUUUGUGACACAGGAGAAUGAACAGAGAUUCAGGGUCCAGGUGACAAAGUGGGGCACAGAGGAAGUCCCUGUACUACAUCCCAAAGGCUGUAAAUUUUGAGAGAAUCCAAGGACAGCUCUUGUGAGGGUAGCUGCAGCAGUAGAGACAUUUAGCCAGAUAGCUUUGGGGAAGCAGAAAUGAACUCAAGGGAAGCAGAGGAAGAGUGGAAGGUCCAGGCAGAUGUUAGAGGGUGUGGCAGCCAUGAGAACCCACGUUGCAGACUUUCUUGACAAAGAAUGUAAUUGACUAAGGGCCCCAGCCACCAGCUUUGAAAUCCAUCCCGCCUGUGCUCCAAGGCCAUGUGUGCCCCCUGAUGAUUGAGUAUAUAGCAGGAAGACUACGACACACCUGCUCCUUUGUUGGUUGACUUUGAUUUUUGUUCAAGCACGCUUUGAUUUUUGCUCAGACUCCCUGACAGCUUUGCUGAAACUUUCUAGACUGCAAGGCAGUCUAGGACACUUCCCCCCAACUCCUUUCUCUCUCCUUCACUUGGGGUCAGACUUGUAGUUCUGUCUGAUGGCUCUCCCAGCCUUCUCCAGCCCCCUUCCUAUUUCUUUUCACUCUUUCCCCUAAUAAAAUCCUUGUCCAUUUCAUCUCAUCUUGGUAUCUGCUUCUCGGAGGACCAGGAUUAACACACACAGUGAAUGUAGCUGAUCUAUGUGUUCACGGGCCUGUGCAAGGCACCUCUGGGUAGUCUCGGAAUUUUCAGGGACAUACUCGGAAAGAGCAGAGGUGACAUUACUAUUAGGUGGGUAGGGGCAUUUGAGUGAGGAAACAAUUGAGGCACAAUUGGCUAACACACACCAAAAGCUUUUAUUGAAUUAAAUCUCCAAAGCAUAGAUAUUUGAGACAAUUUGCAAGUGCCCUGAAUUUUUGCAGGGCUGUUUUUGGCUAAUGUAAAAAAAACAAACACACACACACCCGAGUCGCCCUACCCGCUGUAGGGUCUCUCUGAGGGAUGGACAGUUCUAAAAGGCACUGACCAGUGACAUGGGUGGGUCCUGCCCUUCCUCAGGCUCCCAGCUCAGCUAUGGCCCUGUCCAAGGGGUCCACAGACCAGUAGUUGUCAUCCCAGCCGAGGAACCAGCCCACAAAGGAGGGGGGCUCAAAGCCUUGCUUCACGAGGGUGAUGGUAGUCCGCCUAUCCCGAUUAGCUGGGUCUGUCUCGAUAUACCGCUUGGCUGCAAACACAAAAGGAGGAAAAGGAAACCCCAGGGAUUUUUAGUGCCUCCCUCACCAGGGAGAGGGCAGUUCAGGGCAGGGGUUCCCAAACACGGUAUUAGGUCCUAAUGUCCCUACUGCCAGCCACACCCCAGCACUGGACACCACCAUCCCUUACUGGCAAUGACACCUACGAGUCCUCUACCACCCUGCCCAGGAAGAGACAAGGGUCACAGUUGAACUUCUUGCUUCACAAAGCUCUUAGUUCCCACUCUUCUCUUGCUGUCCCCUAUUAAAGAAUCAGCUGCUGGGGUCUCUGCUCCCAGAGCAGAUCCAUUCAGCUACCAGGGAUCUGCGUUCCAUCAUCUGAACCCUGGGGCAUUCUGGGAACUUGAAGUGGUGUCCCCUCUCCUGUUAUACCCUGGAGCUUUCUGAAGGAGCUGAUCUGUUCUUGCAUUACCCCAGACAGGCCUUAGGAGGGGCUUCCCGCAGUUGCAGAAGUCCCCAACCCACAGAUGUGACUGUACAGGAAGCGGGUCCCACCACAUUGCAUGAAACAGACCAACAGACAGACUUGGGUUCUCACCAGAGGUCAAGGCUUCUGUCUUUUCCUCUUCUUGAGAAUCUUUUCCAACCCAGACAAAGACCUAAAGGUGAGACAGGAAAUAAAAAGUGAAUGAGACGUGAUGACCAAAUUUGAUGCCGAAGGGGGAGCAAUGGGGUCCAGGUGCUGGGCUGGAUGAAGCCCUCAAAUGAAGGAGUCCAUAGACUAUGUCUGGUGUUAUCUGGAAAUAAGGUUGCAAACUGAUGACCCUACAAACAUGUUUUAUUUGCUCACCCACCAGCCAAUGUUGGCUUGCAACGUCUUUUUAAACAAAUUUAGUUACCAACUGAUCACAUAAAAAUCACUGUUUCCAACUUCUACUGAAAAAUUGAAGGCCCUGGCAGCCCCAGGCCUUCACCCUCACUUGGAUGAAGCUGUGCAGUAGCUGCCCUUUUAGAUGGGCAAUUUCAGUUGCCUCAGGCCACACUACUGCUUCAUGUCUCCCAUCCCAGCCUGCUUCACUAAUUAACGUUACCAGUGCCAGAUGCCAUCAAGCACUGAGUUUGAGAUCCCUUUCUAGAAGUUCAUGAAUUAUCCCUUUAGAGGCAUUUAUUUAGUCAAACAAAUGAAGGGCCAGCAUAUGCUCACUCAUUUAUUCAUUCAACAAAUAAGCAUUUAGAGUCUACUAUGUGCCCGGCCUGUGUGUCUUGGCCAACAUGGGUCUGAGACUUGGUAUAAAAACACACCACGCCAUCGCCAUUUUAAGCCUUAUAAGUUUUGUUACAUAAAACAAAUCCAUUAAACUGAUUUUUAUGUACCAUCUAUUUUUAUGUAUAUAAAGAUAUGAUUUUAAAGAGCAUCCAUCAUCGAUUAAAUGGUGUUAGACAAUAAUACCAGACUUUAUUUAUUUACAAAUGUUUUCCUACUAAACUAGAAGCCCCUCCAAGGUAGUUACUGUCUUUAUUUUGCUCAUCAUAGAAUUCCCUAGCAUUCAGCAGUUUGUCUGGUAGACACUGGUACUUAAUUAAUGUUUCCCGAGUGACGAAUAAACAGAUGAGCCAACAAAUUAAUUAGCCAAUGGAUCAGUCAAUGACAACAGCUGAAUGGCUCAAGCUGUAAACAUUUUGGCACUGAUUAUUCAUUGGGGGAUCCCAAGAAUCAGCCCUAUGGGUAUAGGGGAGCCUUACGCUUUGUAAGCAGCCAUCUAUAUAGUCUUGACAAGUUGACUUCUUAUUGACUGCCAGCCCCUGUGAGAAUGUAAGCCCUGUGAGGGCAGGGAAAGGUCUACUUUAUUUGCUGCUCUAUCUCCAGAACUUGGAACAGCGUCUGGCACAAAGCAGGUGCUCAAACAAUAUUUGUGGAAUAAAUGAAUCAAUGAAGGGCAUUUCCUUUGCCAAAGUCCUACGUGAGCUCCCUCCCUAGGAGAUACGGCAGAGAGAACCCAGAGCCCUCAAAACCUCCAGGAGGCAUGGUUGGCACCUGCAUACAAGAGGAGACGCUGCUAAAUUCAGCUUUCUGAACCAGCAGAUUUAAGGUUAACAGCUCACACUCCCCUAACAAUAGUGAGUUCCCAGCAAGGCCUGUUUCUGCCCAGAGGCAUGAUCAAGUAAUGCUGAAGAGGGGCCCUGAAUCUGCUGAACAAGUUCCAGAUUCUGGGAAGUUAACACAUAUAAGAGAGGCAAACAGUGGUUUGACACAUUUUUCGUCAACCUUGGGACUAGAGAAUGAUGACGAUCACCUGAUUUGUACUCGUAUGUGCUUUACAGUUUGCAAGGUGUUUUACCUAUAUCUCAUUUUAUGGGAUUAUGCAAAGUAGGUACCAUCAGUCCCAUUUUGCAGAUGAGGAAAUGAAAACUCAGAAAUUUUCAGUAGCUGAGGGAUUUUUUCCAGCAACACCUUGCACUGUUUCUUUUAAGUCCUUCUGGCAACUGACCCUAGAGCUGGAAGUCUAGCUCUUUCCAUUUCCUCCAGCCCAGAUAGCCAUCACCUCUGUCCUCCACCCACCUGGUCCCAGGUGUCCAGGAGCAUAACAUCAUCAGUGGCCAGGUCUUCCUGCAUGAGCUCUCCAGGAACCUCUUCGAUC